This is a messenger RNA of Formica exsecta, 744 nucleotides long. RefSeq lists its product as uncharacterized. The record is from RefSeq and is a predicted model, not a curated record. Bases 1 to 744 code for a protein of 247 amino acids. NCBI's taxonomy places the organism in Eukaryota, Metazoa, Arthropoda, Insecta, Hymenoptera, Formicidae. The transcript has a single exon. Gene Ontology annotation, molecular function: nucleic acid binding.
AUGCAUUUAACUGAUACGGAAAAGAUCACUGUAUUGAUGAUGAGAGGGUAUGGCGACAGAAUAAGGUCCUAUCGAGAAGUAGCGGAUUUAUUCAAUGCCACAUAUCCUGACCGUGAACCAAUUUCAAAGUCAACUGUUGAAAGAACUGUUGGUCGUUUCCAAAGAACCGGUGUAAUUAAAGAUGCGCCUAGAUCUGGAAGACCCAAAAAUGCUAGUAAUGACGAAAAAGCUUUAGAUGUUCUGCUAACUGUAUACGAUAAUCCCCAUACAUCGGUCUCGAGAGUAGCUAAAAAAAAUGAUAUUAGCACAACAUCAGUCCAUCGAAUUUUGAAAAAGCAUCACUAUCAUCCUUAUAAAAUACAUCUAGUCCAGGAGCUAUCCAAAGACGAUUAUGACAGAAGAGUAGAAUUUUGCGACACAAUGAUGACACGACUUGCUGAUAAUUGUCAGCUUUUCAACUGGAUCUGUUUUUCUGACGAAACAACAUUUGAAUUAAACGGUUCUGUAAAUCGACAGAAUAUGAGGUAUUGGGCAGAUGAAAAUCCGCAUUGGAUGAGGGACAGUCACACGCAGUAUCCUCAGAAGGUUAACGUUUGGGCCGGAAUAAUGUUUAAUCGUAUUAUAGGACCGUUUUUUAUUGAAGGAAACUUAAAUUCUCAAAAUUAUUGCAAUUUGCUAAGAAACCAAGUGAUACCGGCUAUUCAGGAUAUUGCUGGAGAAGCUUUCCACAAUGUUUGGUUUUAG